AGAGCGGGAAGAGUUAACUCAAUCUUAACAGUGGACGGAGUUUUUUCAUGUAUAUAUAUUUAUUUUAAAAGCAUUUUUUCACUCUUUUGCGGUUCCCAUGUGAAGCGUGUGAGCGACCGGAGCUGCUGUGUGUGUGUUUGUGAGUGUGUGUGUGUGUGUGAGCGUGUGUGUGAGUUGCAGCAGCCCCGCGGACGCCCCGGGGGGCCAUGGCUUCUUCCCCACUGCAGUACACCAUCGGGGGGGUGAAGGUCCACUUCCCCUGCAAGGCCUACCCGUCCCAGCUGGCCAUGAUGAACUCGAUCAUGCGGGGCCUGAACUCGGGGCAGCACUGUCUGCUGGAGAGUCCCACGGGGAGCGGGAAGAGUCUGGCCCUGCUGUGCUCGGCUCUGGGCUGGCAGCAGGCCCAGACCGCCAAGCUUCAGGAGGCCGGGGCCGAGGACAAGAGCCAGCGGAGUAAACCCUGCGGAGACUGCAACAAGCCCGAGUCGUCGUCCUCCUGCCAGUGUGUGUGUCACAGCCGAGCGGCGGCUGGCCCAGAGGUGGUGGACCUCACCGCGGCGACUGACCCAGAGGUGGUGGACCUCACGGCGUCCCCCUGCAGAGACGCAGCAGAUCGCAGGCCUUGUUCAGAGGAGUCCCAGCCCAAACCGCCGUCCCUGGCGUCUCGCCUGUCUGAGAAGCUUCAGGCCUCCAGGAGCCCCGCCGGCCAGACGGACGACGACUUCCAGCCGGACCGGAAACGCAUCCGGACAGCAGAGAACACGAGCCGGAAGAAGCAGCGGCUGGAGCGAGGAGUGGUCUUCAUCGACGACGUGGACGACCAGCCGCCGGCUCACGGCGGCGGGACGGGCGGCCGGACCGAUUCCCCCCCGAGCUGUGCUCCAGGACUGUGCUCCCUGUGCCCGUGCGCCACAGCUAAAGACGGCGUGAAGGACAAAGCCAAAGAUGGCCGACCCAGGAUCCCAAAGAUCUUCUUUGGCACUCGCACCCACAAGCAGAUCACCCAGAUCACACACGAGCUGAAGCGCACCAUGUACUCCGGCGUGCCCAUGACCAUCUUAUCCAGCAGGGACCACAGCUGCGUCAACCCCGAAGUCACGUCCAAGCCCAACCGCAACGAGCGCUGCAAAGAGCUGCUGGACGCCAAGGAGGGCUUCUCCUGCCGCUACUACCACGGCGUGCAGAAGAUGCGGGAGCAGCACACGCUGCAGUACGUCCACGGCCUGCACCAGGCCUGGGACAUCGAGGACCUGGUCUCGCUGGGGAAGCGGAUCCGCUCCUGCUCCUACUUCGCCGCCCGGGAGCUGAUGGCCUCGGCCUGCAUCGUCUUCUGCCCGUACAACUACCUGCUGGACCCCAUGAUCCGGGAGAGCAUGGACAUCGACCUGAAGGAGCAGAUCCUGGUGCUGGACGAGGCCCACAACAUCGAGGACUGCGCGCGGGAGAGCGCCAGCUGCUCGCUGAGCCACGGCGGCCUGCUGCAGGCCCGGGACGAGCUGGACGGCAUGGUCCACAGCAACAUCCGGCGCGCCCAGCACGAGCCGCUCCGCAACCUCUGCUACAGCCUCAUCAACUGGAUCCAGGAGAGCCAGGUCCUCCUGUCGGACCGCGGGUUCGAGAGCGCCAGCAAAGUCUGGAGCGGGAAGGAGAUCCUGGACAUCUUCCACGGUCUGGGAAUCACUGUGGACACGUUCCACCUGCUGAAGGAAAACCUGGCGGCGGUGCUGGAGAAGGAGGAGCGUGUGGGCGUGGUGAACGGCACCGAGGACAUGGUUCAGGUCCCCACCAUCACCUCUCUGACCUCCACCGUCCUCAAGAACCUCUUCAUGGUGCUGGACUUCCUGUACAGGGACAACCGCAGGUUUGCUGAGGAUUACCGGGUGGCGCUGCAGAGGAGCUACACCUGGACCACCCAGGUCCCGCCGGACGUCCCGGACGCGCAGGGCUUCCUGGCUGUCCGGCGCCACCGGCAGCGCCAGAGCGUCCGGGUCAAGACGGAAGUGCUGACGCUGAGCUUCUGGUGCCUCAACCCUGCUGUGGCCUUCUCUGACCUGAGCACGGCCGUCCACAGCAUCGUGCUGACCUCGGGGACUCUCUCUCCGAUGGGCUCCUUCUCCUCUGAGCUGGGGGUGAAGUUCUCCAUCCAGCUGGAGGCCAACCACGUCAUCAAGAGGUCUCAGGUGUGGGUGGGCACGGUGGGCAGCGGGCCGCAGGGCCGGCAGCUGCGCGCCACCUUCCAGCACACGGAGACCUUCACCUUCCAGGACGAGGUGGGGGCGCUGCUGCUCCACGUCUGCCAGGCCGUGUCCAAAGGAGUGCUCUGCUUCCUGCCCUCAUACAAGAUGCUGGACAAGCUGAGAGACCGCUGGACCAACACCGGGCUGUGGGAGAAGCUGGAGCAUUGCAAAGCGGUGGUCACUGAACCCCGCGGGGGUCCCAAGGCCGACUUCGAAGGCCUGCUCCAGGUGUACUACGACGCCAUCAAGUACUGCGAGGACAGAGACGGGGCGCUGCUGAUCGCCGUCUGCAGGGGUAAAGUGAGUGAAGGGUUGGACUUCACUGACGACAAUGCCAGAGCCGUGGUCACCAUUGGAAUUCCCUUCCCCAACAUCAAGGAUCUCCAGGUGGAAUUAAAGAUGAAGUACAACGACCAGCACUGCAGCUCCAGAGGCCUCCUCUCCGGCCACCGCUGGUACGAGAUCCAGGCCUACAGAGCUCUGAACCAGGCGCUGGGAAGGUGCAUCCGCCACCGGAACGACUGGGGAGCUCUGGUUCUGGUGGACGACCGCUACCGGAACAAUCCCAACAAGUACAUCACAGGGCUGUCCAAGUGGGUGCGCCAGCUGGUCCAGCACCACCACACCUUCGGUGACGCCAUGCAGUCCCUGAGGGCCUUUUCCCACGAGCAGCGGCAGCAGGCGGCGGCGGCGGCGGCGGCGGCGGCGCCCGGGGCGGCCCCCGCUCGGAGCCGGACCCCCGGCCUCCUCACGCUGCCCUUGGCCAGCUCACACUCUCCUGGAGCCGCACACAGUCUGAUCCAGAUCCCAGCCACACCGGAGCAGACCGGCCCCGCCACCCCCCACACACACCCACACACACACCCCCACACACACCUGAAGCAUGAACAGAGUGAGAACACAGAGCGUUUGGAGAAGCUUCGCGGUCCCUCCUCACAGAAACCGCCGCCUCGCUCCCUCUUCCCCAUCUUCACCUCCAGCCCCGUCAGCACCCGCUUUAAGACCCCCAUCUUCACGGGAAGCCCCCCCACAACGACCAGGGAGGACAAGGAGAGCCUCCGCAGCCCCCACCCACCGGCCCCCUCAAGUCCUGAACAGGAGCCCACGGAGGACCCCCCCUCAGCUGACGGUUCAGACGAGGAAGACCACACCGUCUUCUUCACCCCAGAGCUGUUCGAGGGUGAAGAAGAAGCUGACAGCCCAGAGGAGGAGGCCGAGGUGGCCGCAGGGCCGCAGAGCGCCGCCCUGCUGGCAGAACCAGGCCCAGAGGCUGCAGAGCCUCCAGAGGCUCCAGUCCAGGCAGCGCCGGUCAGUCAGGAGGGGCAGAGCAGCGAGGCAGGCAGCAGCAGGGCCCACAGGCUGUCCAGGUCCAGGCAGAGAGCUCCGCCCACUCCCACAGGUAAAUAACCAGCAGCACCCCCCGGUCUGAGCAGGCUUCUCCACAGACACCACUCCCUCCGGGGCCCAGAGACCAGCGGUUCUCAGUGGGUGGGUCAGGGGGGGUGCCUGUUCCCAGCAGGAGCAAAAAUCCUGCUUCACACUCAAUCAUCUGAGGCGAAAACGCCAUUAAAGCACCAGAUUGUACUGCUGCAUGGUGACGAAUAACAACACUAAAGAGAAACCCGCCAGGAUCACAACAGGACCAAACUGUGCACCAGGAGUAACCAAGUACUUCAGAGAGGAAUCCCCACAAAGGGAGACAUAACUGCUGCUGAGAUUAAAGAUGUUGGCUCAGUUCGGCGCCCCGUUGGCCCAGAAAAUACUGCUUUCUGCUGCCUGUGGCCUUUGAGCAGGGCUUCAUAUUAAUGUGUUCACAGGACGGCGAUUCUAAAACCGGGUGUCACCCGGGUGGACACAGUGUGUGGAGGGCGUCUCAGUCUGUCACCUUUGUGUGUGUUUAAAUAUCUAUAUCCUGUCAGAGGUGUGUGCGCGUGAUUGAAGCGUCUGAUUUCAGUUUCUCUGUCUGUUCCAUAUUCCGGAGAUUGACCGUUAACAAAGUGGAAAAACAGUUUAAUUUGCUCGUCUUCAUCACUUCUGCUCGGCCGUUCGUCUACGAGAGUCCGGCUCUUGAUUGCUGGCUGUGGCGGCGUGCUGGAGGAGCCUCGGGCGGAGCCGAUCCGUCUGGGAGCAGCUCCUCAUGCAGGGCGACAGCUCGUCUUAUUAUGGUCUGUCCUCCGCUGAAGCACACCUCACUAACCUACAGCGCCCAAACCGAACGCCAUUAGCAGGACUGCAGAAGCAUUUAUCUCCUAAUGAUGUGUUUGUGGGGAGGCUUCAGACAUGCCUGAUUUAACCCAAUCCAAGACUUUCUUCCUUCUGAUUUCUAAUUAUCCGUCAUAAACAAACGGGCUUUUAGCGUGUAAAUACAUUCACCUCGUUGAAUACUGGGAAUGACAUGAG
Messenger RNA from Salarias fasciatus (jewelled blenny), 4637 nucleotides. RefSeq names its product BRCA1 interacting helicase 1 (gene brip1). The transcript has 20 exons. Bases 207 to 3644 code for a protein of 1145 amino acids. Gene Ontology annotation, molecular function: DNA binding; hydrolase activity, acting on acid anhydrides, in phosphorus-containing anhydrides; DNA helicase activity. The record is from RefSeq and is a predicted model, not a curated record. NCBI's taxonomy places the organism in Eukaryota, Metazoa, Chordata, Actinopteri, Blenniiformes, Blenniidae. Gene Ontology annotation, biological process: double-strand break repair involved in meiotic recombination; nucleotide-excision repair. Gene Ontology annotation, cellular component: nucleus.